Molecule: messenger RNA, 678 nt
Organism: Oryzias latipes (Japanese medaka)
Lineage: Eukaryota; Metazoa; Chordata; Actinopteri; Beloniformes; Adrianichthyidae
Gene: lamtor5
Product: late endosomal/lysosomal adaptor, MAPK and MTOR activator 5
Biological process (GO): negative regulation of apoptotic process; positive regulation of TORC1 signaling; cellular response to amino acid stimulus
Cellular component (GO): lysosome; cytoplasm; Ragulator complex
Molecular function (GO): guanyl-nucleotide exchange factor activity
Source: RefSeq, a predicted model, not a curated record
CCCUGGCGAUGUCUCUUACUGUACGUCACAGUCACAUGAUUGUCAGGAGGAAUUUAAGGAAACAAACGUCAACAACAAAAAAUACAAUUUUUGGGCCAUAGAACUUUACAUUUUCUGAUUUUUUUACGGUUUUCUAAAGAUGGAGUCAACCCUCGAACAACACCUUGACGAUACCAUGAAAAAUCCAGCUGUUGUUGGGGUUCUAUGCACGGACCAACAAGGACACAACUUGGGCUGUCGUGGAUCUCUGUCAGAUGAACAUGGAGGUGUGGUGUCUGUUCUGGCUAAACAAGCAGCUGCUCUCACCAGAGACCUGACGGACACACCGACUGUGUGCCUAGAGUCCGAGUCAGGAAACAUUCUGGUGAGAAGUCACGGGACAAUCACAAUAGCCGUCCACAAAAUUACAUCGUGAAGACAACGGGACUUCCUGGAGUUUUAUUGUAAAGAUGAGAUGCUCACUUGAAUUCAUAAUAAAAUUCUGCAGCAUCUUGGCAAAAACAGGAAAAAGAAAAACUAUUUUCUAAGUAUUGUGGUUUUCUAUUUAAAACAGUUGUAAUGGAGUUGCAUUGAUAUGAUGUGCACGUUUUGUGGGGAUUUCCCUGAAAUUGCUGUUGUAAAAAACAGGACAGUCAUUCACAGAAAUAUGUCUCUUAAUAAACUUUAACUUGACUUUGA